AUGUGUGAUUCAAUAGAAAAUCCUAUAACACAAGAAAUAAAAUUAGAGCAGGACAUUUUAGAACUGAAAACUGUACGCGUAUUCUCUGGAACCUUCAAUGUUAGCGGACAAGACGUAACAGAAUCUCUUUCCCCUUGGCUUCAAUGUGAUUAUGAUAUCGAUAUUUAUGCCAUUGGAUUCCAAGAAUUGGAUCUGAGUGUAGAAGCGUAUUUGGUAUAUGAUGGUACGAGAGAAUCUAAUUGGACUAACGCUGUUUUGCAAGCAUUAGGUGAUAAAGCUGCUGAUUAUCGGAAGAAUACCCAUGAGGAAACUAAUCGUGAAACUGUUAUAUUCGAUUUAGAUCAUGUCAAAACAACUGAUCGGAAUGCUUCUUAUAGUCCUAAUGAAAAGCAAGCACAAUAUGGGAGGCAUUCAAAUACGCAAAGUUUGUUUGGUAACAAAGGUGGUGUAGCUAUUCGGUUCCGUUUUCAUGAUUCAUACCUAUGCUUUGUAAAUUGUCAUUUAGCAGCUGAUCCUAAUGGACUAGAAAGAAGGAAUCAAGAUUAUUUGGAUAUCUGUCAGCGAAUAACUUUUCCUAUUAAUAUGAGUGAAGGUUAUUCAUCAUUAUAUGGUUGGGUUGGUGAUUAUAUACCUCCAUAUGCCAAAAAUGCAGUUGCAGGUAUGGGAGGGAUGGUGGGUAUUAUAGGCACAACGCCUAAUGAUAAUAAAGUAGGUGCUGGUCAAGUUAUGCCCAUAUUUGAUAACGAUCAUUUGAUUUGGAUGGGAGAUUUAAAUUAUCGAAUAGACACGUUACCAGAAUCUGAGGUAAAAACUAUGUUGGAAGGAAACAAUACAGAAGUAUUAUUGAAUUUUGAUCAGCUGAACAUACAAAGACAUAAAAAACAAGCAUUUAAUGGAUUUGAAGAAGGAAAAAUCACCUUUCUUCCCACUUAUAAGUAUGAUUUUGGAACAAAUGAAUGGGAUACUAGCGAAAAGAAAAGAACUCCUGCAUGGACGGAUAGAAUAUUAUGGAGAAGUCAGAAUAAUGAAUGGUGUAAAUUACUUCGAUAUGUAAGUCAUAUGAAAAUUGCAUUAAGUGAUCAUAAGCCUGUGAGUGCAAUUUUUGAAUUGAAGAUUAAAAAAUGUGUGAGGGAUGAUUGGAUCAUAUUAAAAGAUAAUGAGUGUGAACAGCAUACAGAAAUAAAUAAGAUUCCGACAGACUUAAAUAAUACAGGGGAGAGAGGAGAAUGCUGA
Funneliformis geosporum is the source of this 1233-nucleotide messenger RNA. The record is from the annotation of a GenBank genome assembly. Lineage: Eukaryota; Fungi; Glomeromycota; Glomeromycetes; Glomerales; Glomeraceae.